Molecule: messenger RNA, 762 nt
Organism: Amoebophrya sp. A120
Lineage: Eukaryota; Dinophyceae; Syndiniales; Amoebophryaceae
Source: the annotation of a GenBank genome assembly
AUGUUCACACCGUUGACCGCGGCCGGCGGGAAAAUCGUCACGUGCCAUGGCGACUUGCACGCGGGAAACAUGGUGGCGAUUUUUGGAAAUGGUACAGCGGAUGGGGGGGAAGCCAGGAUUUUUGAAGGUAAAGUGACUGGCACUUCUGGCACGACAUCCUCCGCGGCUUCAUCCCGCGAUGAAGUUGACGGGAAUGAUAAAAAUGCUCGUGAAGAUCAAGAUGACCCUCGCAGUCUCCGUUUUUUGGACUUGGAGUUCACAACCGCCGCAGCGGCGUGGAACGAUCUGGGAUACGUGUGUUUUCACUACGAAGACAUGCCGCGGGAGCAGCGGACCCUCGCCCGCGACGACGUGCGCGACAUGAGGAGAGCGUUUCUGAGAAGCUAUUUGGAAGCAGUGAAGAAGUUUGACGAAUUUCACGAUUCCAUGCAGGAGCCAGUUGUGACGGAAGAGGACGUGGACAAACUCCUGAUUGACGCCACGCUGGGUGCGUGCGCCCACCACUUCGGCCCGCUGACCCACUUCUCUCCGCUGGGGAGCGACCUGGAGGCGCUGCAGCAAUUCAAACACGACGCCGCGGACCUGUGUGGCAGCGAGGUCGAGCAGCGCAAGUUUGCCGCGUGGGGCCCGGAGGGCUGGCUGGCGGAGAAGGGGUACGGGCGUAAAUUGGCGGCCGGCGGCUGGGAUCGGGAGGACGUCCGCUACACGGAAUUCGCUUUCAUCAGGCGGAUUUUAGAUUAUCAGAUCAGCGGGAAACACUGA